CAUUGGAAAAUACUAUUCUAAAGUCUAAAGACUAAAGGCGAGAUGUAUAAACUUUUUGUUUCUGAUCCAUAAGAUACAAAUGUAGUAUUUUACAGGUUUUUUGCCCAGGACGAGACUCAGUUUGCUUGUUGGUGGAGUCCUUUUCCCUUAUGUUGGAGUCCCUUUUCCCUUAUGUUAAGAGUCAUUUUGCCUCUCAGCAGCAUCUUAUUUUCCUAUUUGAAUAAUGAACUUUAAAACUGCUUUUAAGAUGGCUGACGAAGCACUAAAAUUCGGCCAAGAUGGACAACCUUUGCCAAGUGGUGAAGAAUUAUUAAAAAUGUUAGAAGGAAUGGACAUGUCCGAGGAAGACAAACAGAGCCUGAGGGAUUCUUUGCUUCAACAGGCAAAUAGGGCUGCUUCUCAGGACCCCACGGGGGCUACUGGGGUCACAUUCCAACAAGUCUUGUUCAUGUUGGCCAUGGUGGCGAUUAUAGUAUCAGUUUUCGCAUUUUUUGCAAAUAAAUUAUACAAAUCUCUGACGUACAAAGACAGAAUGCGUGAAGAAAAAAGGAAAGCCAAGGAGGAGAGAAAGAACAAGGAAAAGAAGAAAGUCAAGUAGUCAUUUUGAAAAACGAACAAGACUUUUAAAUCCAUAAAUUUAUUUAUAACUUUAA
Messenger RNA from Ctenocephalides felis (cat flea), 653 nucleotides. RefSeq lists its product as uncharacterized. The transcript is spliced from 3 exons. The record is from RefSeq and is a predicted model, not a curated record. Lineage: Eukaryota; Metazoa; Arthropoda; Insecta; Siphonaptera; Pulicidae. Bases 224 to 598 code for a protein of 124 amino acids.